Messenger RNA from Haliotis rubra (blacklip abalone), 649 nucleotides. RefSeq names its product sulfotransferase 1A3-like. Bases 98 to 367 code for a protein of 89 amino acids. The record is from RefSeq and is a predicted model, not a curated record. The transcript has 3 exons. Gene Ontology annotation, biological process: sulfation. Lineage: Eukaryota; Metazoa; Mollusca; Gastropoda; Lepetellida; Haliotidae. Gene Ontology annotation, cellular component: cytoplasm. Gene Ontology annotation, molecular function: sulfotransferase activity.
UUUUUGUAUGGAUCAUGGAUAGAUUAUAUAACUGACUUAGAACAAGUGUAGGAGGACAAAUCCUGACCAGCCUGUGUUGACUCUCUUCUACGAGGACAUGAAGCAGCAUCAGAUGCGGGAAAUGAGGAAGAUAUGUGAGUUCGUUGGUGUAGAAAAAACGGAUGACUUCCUGUCCAGAGUCUGUGCCAACAAAACAAUGAAAGCCAUGGGAGCCAUGAAGAAGGAGACAAGAGAAAAUGGCCUGUUUAGAAAGGGUGGAGUAGGUGACUGGAAGAACUGGUUCACUGUCGCCAAGAACGAGUGGUUUGAUCAGUUGUACCAGGAAAAGAUGGCCGACUGCCCCCUUCAGUUCAAAUACACAUUGUAACUUGUCUGUUCUCCAUUCAAAUUAAUACCGUGUUAUUCACCAUAGUGGUAUUGUUUUUGUCUUAUCAAUAUGAAUAUUUAAUCCAGUCUUUUAACCAUCGAAUGUGUUUGUAUCAGCCCUGUAGACACACUGUUUGAGUGUAUGAUAUUGACCACAUAUGUAAGUUUAAUACGCCUUCAAAUUUGAGAUCCUGUCAUUCCAUUAAUGUUUUCCAAAGGAUAAUUUGUAAUGACUUUCGAAAAUCAUAUGUGCAACUAUAAUAAAAGACAUCUGUCUGCGUUA